AUGGAGCACUUUGAAACGGUGUGGGCCAACUGGGCAGGCUAUCCUCAGGAGGUGUAUGUAGAUCCGGGAGGGGAGUUUGUUUCAGACGCCUUUGCUGUGCGCAUGCAGGAGACUGGCGUUCAUGUAAAGAUGUCUGCAAGUGAUUCCCAUUGGCAACUGGGGAGAACAGAGAUCCAUGGAAGUACCGUAAAAGGGAUGUUAAGUAAGAUGGACCUUGAGAAAGCAAUCGACAGCUCUCUGGAUUUCCAGGCAGCACUCCGUCAGGUCUUCCACGCUAAGAAUACGUUGUGCCGAGCUGACGGCUAUACGCCCCAACAAUCAGUGCUAGGAAUAUCUCCGAGGCUCCCAGGUUCUUUGCUAUCAGAUAGCAACGCUGCCCCACAUGCCUUGGCGGACAGCGCCACGACAGAAGGUGAACGUUUCUUGGAGAGACUGCGGCUCCGGGAAAGUGCACGGCGUGCAUUCCACUAUGUCGACAACAGCUCCAGUUUCAGACGUGCGUUGUUGAGACGCACUCGACCUUUGCGACAGGAUUGGGAAAAGGGCGACCUUGUGCUUUACUGGAAGAGACGUGGAGGCAACCUUCGCCGAGAACAUGGUAGAUGGCAUGGUCCGGCUGAAAUCAUAGCAAUUGAAAAACAAAAGGUGGUCUGGCUAAGUCACGCUGGACGCCUGAUCCGAGCUAGUCCUGAGCAAUUGCGUGCAGCCUCACUUAGAGAAUGGGCAAGACUUCCGAAAGACUCGCUAGGACACCCGCUUGAACAAGGGCGAGAUCUCAAGGAGAAGCUCAAGCAAGCCCCCUCGUUCCUCGACCUAGAAGAUGAGGGAACUCCGACGGACGAAGACAUGUUGGCUCCCCUAGAAGAACGGUCUGAAGGAGGGUCGUUACCUGAGCCCGAACCGGAUAGUGAGGAAGCCACUGUAGAAUCCACAAGACCGAACAUUUUAUCAGUGCCGCCUGAUUUUCCGUUACCAGAUUUGACUCCACAGCAGCUUGAAAAUCAAGCGGCAAGCCAGAACAUUCCUGUGCCUGAUGAUAACAUGUCUGAUCUCGAGUUCGGGGACACCGAAAUGCAGGGCUCUGAAGAAACCUCGGAUGUUAUGUUUGGCGUGGUUGAUCAGUGUUGGGAGAUAGAUGUCACUCCCCCCGAAACAUGGCAACUUCCCCAAACGGUCGACGAGGACAUGAUUUUCUUGGCCAGUGAAAGUAGGAAAAAGCGGGUCGAGGUUCGCUUGCGCGAUUUGACUGUGAGCGAUCAGAAACGAUUCGCAGCAGCCAAGCACAAAGAAGUGAACGCAUGGCUGUCCCAUGGCACGGCUCCGGGUGAAAUCAGGGAGGCGCUAGGUAUGGGUCCCCAAGACGAUUGUGAGUUAAAGGGAGGGGCUUAUGGUAGAAUAGAUGCGCCCUAUCUUUGGUAUCAGGAGUUACGUAAAGCAUUACUCGACCUGAAUUUCCAGCAAUGCCCCCUAGAUCCCUGUCUCUUUUCCCUAUCCUCCAGAGAUACCACCGGUCAGUCCCGAAGUCAUGGUGUCAUUGGCAUUCAUGUUGAUGAUGGCAUCUGUGGAGGAGAUUCAGUGUUCCAUGCAGCCCUGGAAAAGCUACGACAGCGUUUCAGUUUCGGAUCCUUUGAAAAAGGGAGUUUUGUUUUCACCGGAAUCCGUCUGCAUCAGUGGGAUGAUAUGAGCAUCGAGAUGGACCAGACCGAUUAUAUUGAGAGUAUCGAUGCUAUUAAUGUUCCUAGGGAUCGUAGGAAACAUCCCGAUGCUCCAGUGACGGAGGCCGAGCGCCGUCUGUUACGACAACUUAUUGGAAGUCUCCAAUACGCUGCCGUUCACACAAGGGCUGAUGUUUGUGCUAAAGUAGGGGAACUCCAAUCAGCUGUCAACCAGGCAAAAGUCUUUCAUCUUUUAGAAGCCAAUAGGGUGCUGCAAGAAGCCAAGCAACAUCAUGUUUCAAUCAUGGUCGUUCCCAUCGCAGAAAGUGAGCUCACGUUUUGUGCUUUCUCGGACGCAAGCUUCGCUUCAAACACCAAGAACCAUGCCCACCAGGGAACUGUGAUCUUUUCCACAAGUGCCUCCAUUUUGGAGAACAACACUGCAGUGGUUUGUCCUAUGGCUUGGGCCUCGAAGAAGAUCUCCCGGGUAGUUCGUAGCACUUUGGGAGCAGAAGCCAUUGCUCUCAGCAAUACUGUGGAUAGGCUCUCGUGGAUUAGGAUCCUUUGGGCUUGGUUGAAAAAUGAUCAAGUUGCGUGGCAUCGGCCCGAAGAAGCUCUUCAGUCAGAACCGACAGCUGCCGCAGUUACGGACUGUAAGUCUGUUUAUGAUAUUAUCUCCAGGACCGCUCCCCCACAAUGCGAGGAGCAUAGGACCACAAUUGAGUGUCUCCUCAUUCGGCAGAGAAUGCAGGACAACUGUCGGUUACGCUGGGUUGCUUCUCAGGCAAUGCUUGCAGACUGUUUGACGAAAUCGAUGGACGCCAGUCGAUUGCGAGAAUGUCUGCGAACAGGACGCUAUUCCCUGUUCGAUGAAGAUCGGGUUCUCAAACAACGGGCUGAUAAGAGGCAGCAACUGAGGUGGGUCAAAGGGGAACCUGAAGAAGGAGUCCCAGAGGAGCGUGGAGAAGCCUGUCUCCAUAGCAGUCACGAAAAGCAAGAUUUCUGGAGGCUAGACAGAGCUCGAGGGGUAAUCGAGCGAGUUCAUCGUAGUCCUCGUUGGGAAAGGUUUACUCCCAUAGGCGUAGGUGAGUGUCCGGUAGAGUUUGGCUCUAUAGGGGUUGAGAGGACUACAAUAGCUAAUCUUUCCUCCGGGAAGCGAAUUAUUUCUAGUGACAUCUGGGUUGGUUCCAAUGCCUAUCUCCGAGAGAAUGAGGCAUGGACCGGAAUCACGCGAUUUCAACUCAAUGAGCCUUCCACGCAGGGAACAGUCAGCUCAAACACAUCUCACAAAUUUUCAUAG
This is a messenger RNA of Symbiodinium pilosum, 2955 nucleotides long. The record is from the annotation of a GenBank genome assembly. NCBI's taxonomy places the organism in Eukaryota, Dinophyceae, Suessiales, Symbiodiniaceae.